Drosophila busckii is the source of this 3793-nucleotide messenger RNA. RefSeq names its product patched domain-containing protein 3 (gene Ptr). Gene Ontology annotation, cellular component: cytoplasmic vesicle membrane; plasma membrane. NCBI's taxonomy places the organism in Eukaryota, Metazoa, Arthropoda, Insecta, Diptera, Drosophilidae. The record is from RefSeq and is a predicted model, not a curated record. The transcript is spliced from 10 exons. The coding region runs from base 120 to 3686 and encodes 1188 amino acids.
AACAGUGCAAUCGAAUUUUCCAGAGAGAAAGAAGACUCCAAAAACGAAAUAACAAAUUUGUGGAUAAAUUUGUUUAAUUUGGAUACAACGAAUUUUCAACGCACAAAGAAUCAAGCAAGAUGACUUGUGGGAUAUCUUGUGUCGAUAAGACACUGAACAAAUCGUUCUAUCACCUGGGCAUAUGUAUAGCCAAACAUCCGGGCUAUUUUGUGAUAAUACCGGUGAUGAUAACGCUCCUCUGCAUGACGGGCUAUCAGCAAUUAAAAUAUCAAAUUGAUCCCGAAUAUCUGUUUUCGCCCAUUAAUGGCGAGGGUAAGGCCGAGCGUGCGAUCGUUGAGCAAUAUUUCAAAGUGAAUUAUACACAUCGCUUCAAUGUGGGACGCAUUACAAGACCCGGUCGCUUCGGACGCGUCAUCGUAAUACCCAAAGAUGGGGACGAGAACAUGUUGCGACGCGAGGUCUUCAUGGAGCUGCGCAUGCUGGACAAUCUUAUACAGAAUGCCACCACCACAUACGAUGGUGACACCUUCACCUACAAGGACAACUGUGCUCGCUGGGAGAACGAGUGCUUUGAGAAUGAUAUUUUGAAUCUGGAUGUGCUAAUGGAUGAUAUUGAAUCGGGUCAAUUGAAUCUCUCAUUUCCCAUCAUGUUUAAUCCAGUUACUUGGGAUGCGCAUGCGUUUCCAGUUUUCUUCGGUGGCACCAAGCUAACGGAAGAUAAUUAUAUUAUUAGCGUGCCGGCCAUCCAACUGGUUUACUUCGUUACCGCCGAUACGAAGCGUCAAGAUGCCAAGGGUGCCGAAUGGGAGGAGACUUUUCUGCGUGUGGUGGGCAAAGCUGAAGAAACGGGCACCUUUAAGCAUAUAUCAGUGUCCUACUUUGCCUCACGCACGCUGGACCACGAGCUGGAGAAAAACACCAAAACAGUGGUGCCAUAUUUUAGCUCAACCUUUUUGCUAAUGGGUUUGUUUAGCAUUAUUACCUGCAUGAUGGGCGAUGCUGUGCGUUCAAAGCCUUGGCUGGGCAUGAUGGGCAAUGUGUCCGCUAUUAUGGCCACGCUAGCUGCCUUUGGCCUGGCCAUGUAUUGUGGCAUCGAAUUCAUAGGCAUCAAUUUAGCAGCGCCUUUCUUGAUGAUUGGCAUUGGCAUUGAUGAUACCUUUGUCAUGCUGGCGGGCUGGCGCCGAACUCCGGCUAAAAUGCCCGUACACGAACGCAUGGCCCACAUGAUGUCCGAGGCGGCAGUUUCCAUAACCAUCACCUCAGUGACAGACUUUAUUUCGUUCCUCAUCGGCAUCAUCAGUCCAUUUCGUUCGGUGAAAAUCUUCUGCACCUAUUCGGUAUUCGCUGUUUGUUUUACCUUCAUGUGGCACAUUACGUUCUUUGCCGCCUGCAUGGCUAUAUCUGGCUAUAGAGAGCGAAAGAAUCUGCAUGCUAUUUUUGGCUGCAAGGUGCAGCCGAUGUCGGUGGCUAUCAAAGAAAAGCGCAACUAUUUCUAUAAGGCCAUUAUGGCUGGCGGCAUUGAUCCCAAAGAUCCCGAUAAUCCCAUCGACAACAAAGAUCACAUGUUUAUGGCAUUCUUCAAGGACAGACUUGCUGCAGUUAUUAACAAUAAAUGGUGCAAGGCCAUUAUUAUACUAGCCUUUGCUAGCUAUCUGGCCGGCGCUUGUUACGGUGUGACCCAAAUCAAGGAGGGACUGGAACGUCGUAAAUUAUCACGCGCUGAUUCCUAUUCGGUGGAGUUUUUCGAUCGCGAGGAUGAUUACUAUCGCGAAUUCCCGUACCGCAUGCAGGUUAUUGUAGCAGGCGCUCUGAAUUACUCUGAUCCAGAGAUCCAAUAUCAUUUUGAGAAUCUAACUCGCACUUUGGAGCACACCUCCUAUGUGACUUCCUCGCUUUAUACGGAAUCGUGGCUGCGCUCUUUUCUGUCGUUUAUUGACCGCAAUAACGAUUACCUCAACACGACCAUAGACGAUGAGGCGGACUUUAUAGACGCUGUGAAGGAGCAUUGGCUCUUCCCUGGCAAUCCGUUCUCGCUGGACGUCAAGUUCAAUGAGGAUGAGUCCCAGAUAAUAGCCUCCAGAUUUCUGAUACAAGCUGUCAACAUAACGGACACCAAUCAUGAAAAGGAAAUGGUUCGAGACCUUCGCAAAAUCUGCAAGGAUUCACCGCUCAACGCGUCCAUCUUUCAUCCCUACUUCGUGUUCUUCGAUCAGUUCGAGCUGGUGCGGCCCGUAUCGUUGCAAGCUAUGGUCAUAGGCGCCAUCAUUAUGAUGAUUAUUUCCUUCAUAUUCAUACCCAAUAUCCUAUGCUCUCUGUGGGUCGCCUUCUCCGUCAUAUCGAUCGAACUGGGCGUUGCCGGCUAUAUGGCUCUGUGGGAUGUCAACUUGGACUCCAUCUCCAUGAUCAAUCUGAUAAUGUGCAUAGGCUUCAGCGUAGACUUCACGGCCCACAUCUGCUACACCUAUAUGUCCUCCAAGAAGCGCAGUCCCAAGGCGCGCGUGCGUGAAGCAUUGCACUCCCUGGGCUUGCCCAUCGUACAGGGCAGCAGUUCGACCAUAUUAGGCAUUAUCGCACUGCUCUUGGCGCAGAGUUAUAUAUUUUUGGUUUUCUUCAAAAUGGUCUUCCUGGUUAUAUUCUUUGGUGCGAUGCAUGGCUUGUUCUUGUUGCCCGUCCUGUUGUCACUGUUCGGUCCAGGCUCCUGGCAAACCUGGACGGGACGUGAUGAUGGCAGCGAUGCGGAAGUGGACGACAGCUUAACGGACAUGAAGCUGGCCCAUGUACUGGAGAAGCCAUUCGCGCAGUCCUAUUACAUGCAAUAUCCAAGCAUGGGACCAUAUGGCUCCAAGGGUUUCCUGGGUGCGCCCUACAAGGCCUACGGCGUCGAUGAGAAGGAUCAAGGCUUGGGCACUUCUGGCGAAGAUUCGAGCGAGAGCAGCUCCAGCCGCUCCCAGCGACGACAGCAGCAAUUGGCAGAUAACAACGCGCCUGUGACUGAGCAGCCGCCACGCCGCUAUGAGGAUCCCUGGCGUCGUUCCAGCUACCAAAACAUCGACAUGUACGGAAGCACAGGCGCUGCCCAGUUCAAGCCUCAAACCGAUCUCUAUGGCCUGCAGCUGUCUGCCGCCGAGUGGCGUCAGCGUCUGGAUGCCCACGAGCAGCUGCAUCAGCGCAACAAGCAGCGUCGCAGCCAGGUCUACGAUAGGGACAUGCAGCGCGUGCGGCACAACUCACAUGGCGAUGUCAUUGAGCUGCACACACCCACGCCCCACUCUUCGCUGGAUGAGCGGAUGCGACGUCAGUAUAUGCAGGCGCAGCUGAGCGCCGGCAGCGGUGAUGAGAGCACCUAUCGACAGCAGCUGGACGCCAGUAUUUUGCGUGCUCGCGAUUCAUCGCCGCUGGCAAUGCAAGUGCCUGCUGGCAAACGCUAUCAUCGCCGUCGCUCCUCGGAGGACUCAACGCGCUACCAUCAGCGCUGGCCAGCGAACAUUGAAGAGCGUCGCGCCAGACGCACGCAGUCGCCGAGUCAGCGACAUUCGCAUUCGUAUAUAGAGACUGCCGCAGUCCCAGCACGCUUUGCCCAUCGCUCCAUAUCGCAUCAUAAUCUCUAUCAGCCCAACAGCCUUAAGCACCAGCAGCAGCAGCAGCACCAGCAGCAGCCUCCGACCUAUCAAUAUGGCGACUAUUGAGAGCAGUUUGCAUAUACAAUUCUUCUGAGCAGCGAUUAAUUAAGUUUAGCCUAAAAUAAAAGCAUAUUUAUAAUUUAAACAUUUAAUUUUACCAAUAGUCAAUUUAC